AUGGAUCGCAGCCUCUCUUUGGAGCUUCUCCAGUCAUGCAAAAGUCUGUUGAUCGCAAGGAGAAUCGAUGCAAACAUCCGGGAAUCUCUUCGUCCGGACGACACCUUCUUACAAAACAAGCUCGUGGAGAUGUACGGAAGGUGUGCGAGCGUGAGCGACGCCGUACGGGCUUUCGAGUCCGUGAAUCCAAAGAACACAUUCACCUGGGUGACUAUGAUCUCGGUAUAUUCCCGCAAUGGGAAUCUAGCGGAUGCCAAGCGCCUGUUUGAUUCCAUGCCGGAAGAGCAUCGAGGGAUUCUCUCCUGGAAUGCGAUGCUUUCGGCAUAUACCAAGGACGGGAAUCACGUCAAGGCCAGAGAGAUCUUUGACAGGAUGCCGGAGUGGGAUCUGGUCUCGCAAACUUCCAUGCUAACGGCAUAUGCCCAAUGCGGGCAUAUUGACAAGGCAAAGGACCUCUUUGAGAAUAUGCUCUUCAAGAACCAGGUGGCGUGGUGCGCCAUGUUGACUACGUGCCUCCGUGCAAGUGAUUAUAAACUAGCAGAAUAUUUUUUUGAGAAUAUGCCAAGGUGGGAUUCGGUCUGCUGCACGGCAAUGCUGACGGCAUAUGCCCAAACAGGGCAUAUGUGCGAAUCUCUACGAGUGUUUAACGGGAUGCUUGAGAGGGAUUUGGUGACGUGGAAUGUGCUGUUGUCGUCGUAUGCCCACGUAGGAAACGUGGAAGCGUCGGAGCAUCUCUUCUAUCACAUUCCGCAGAGGAGCCACGUGACGUGGAAUUCUAUGCUAGCAGCAUAUGCCUGCUCUGGGCACUUGGAGGAGGCCAAGAGAGUCUUUGAAAGCAUGCCAGAGUGGGAGCUAAUGACGUGGAAUUCUAUGCUGGCGGCGUUGCUCCGUGGAGGUCUUUCCACACAAGCGUGGAGGCUUUUUAGAAGCAUGCCUCAACGAAACCAAGUUUCUUGGAACACAAUGCUGGCUGCCGAGGCCCAGAAGCUAGAUCACUUGGAAGAAUGUCGAGCUCUCUUCAAUUCCAUGCCAGAGCACGACACAAUCUCUUGGAACUCCGUGUUGUCAGCGUGUGUUUUAAACGGGUGUUUAGAGCUUGUCAAGAGUCUCUUCGCAAACAUGCCAUGUAGAGAUCAAAUGUCAUGGAACAUAGUUUUAGAGGCAGUUUCUCAAAGCGGGAGAUUGAGUGAAUUAGAGACGCUUUUCAGCAAUAUGCCGCAGUGGGAUAGUGUGUCAUGGAACACACGACUUGCAGCAAACGCCGUAAGUGGGCAUCCUGAGGAAACGAAGAGCAUCUUUGACAACAUGCCUUGUCAAGACCAAAUUUCUUGGAACAGCCUCUUGACCGCCUAUGCCAAGUUUGGAGACAUUGAAAGUGCGGAGAAACUUUUCUUUAAACUUAUGAAGGAACGGGAUGUUAUCUCCUGUAACAUUAUGAUCUAUGCAUAUGCUCAAAAUGGUUUGUUUGAGAAAGCCAAGCAGAUAAAUCGAUGUAUGCUCCAAGGGAAUCAGAUUUCUUUUAACUCUAUAAUUUCUGUGUAUGCUUUGGAAUGCAAUGUUGAUGGAGCAAGGAGCGUUUUUGAUACGAUGCCCGAAAAAGACUUGGUAUCCUGGACAGCCAUGCUUGUCGCAUAUGCCCACAAUGGGCAUGUGGAGGAAGCCGAGAGGAUAUUUUGGAAUAUGAAUACCCAGCGGAACCAGGUUUUGUGGAAUGCCUUUCUAUCAGCAUACGCUCAGAAUGGUCAAGUCUCGAAAGCAAAGAAAGUUUUUGACACAAUGCCAACCCAAAACAUGGUUUCUUGGUCAGCAAUUCUGAGUGCUUAUGCCUGUAGUGCUAGAUUCAGGGAAACAUUCCAUGUAUUUGAGAUGUUUCCACUGUAUUACAAUGCAGAUGGCCACAUCAGAGCUGCUGAAGAACUUCUGGAGACCAUGCCAUACGUACCAGAAAGUACCGGCGGAGCUCGCUUGCCACGUUCGGCUCGCUUACUUCCUGCUGCUCCAAGUCCACACCCGGCCUCAGCUUGUACGAAAGAUGGCGUAGCUUUUCCGGCAUUUGCCGCUUGGGCUGCCAGCACUCUUUGUCCCGUUUGGAAUGUGGAACGGAGACAAUCAUGCUGGUGGAAUAAGCGGCGCCGCUGUCCAUUAGGUUUAAUCAUGAGAGUAGUGCGUUCCAUGAGACUUGAUCGUGCUCGGGCAAGGAAUCAACAAUUAGCUUGGCCUCUUCCACAUGCCUGUUUUGGGCAUGUCAAACAUAUUCCAGGUUUCCCCGCAGAGAAAAUGCGGCAAUCAUGGCCGUCCACAAGACGUGAUUCUGGCAAGGCCGUAUGCCCGUACUGGCUUUAUCCCGAAAGCACGAGCUUUCGUCGCGUAUGCCCGUUUGAAGCUUUGACCGGAUGGGCAAUGAGUGGCUUGAAGCUGGCUGUUCGCCUCACCAUGUCCUGA
Messenger RNA from Selaginella moellendorffii, 2442 nucleotides. RefSeq names its product pentatricopeptide repeat-containing protein At4g02750-like. The coding region runs from base 1 to 2442 and encodes 813 amino acids. The record is from RefSeq and is a predicted model, not a curated record. Lineage: Eukaryota; Viridiplantae; Streptophyta; Lycopodiopsida; Selaginellales; Selaginellaceae. The transcript has 4 exons. Gene Ontology annotation, molecular function: protein binding.